AACUUCCAUCUCUCGUUGACUUCACACGCACCGACAUCUGUGAUAGAUUUGUUUCUAGUCUUGUUCAUUUGUUUACUUUUGGUAGCAAGCUUUUUGUUGUUUGUUUGCUUUUAGUUUCUCCUUUGAGCAUUGUAUACAAGGUAUAGUUUUAUAUGCUUGUAUAGUAUUUUUUGGUUGUGCACUAGGAGUGCAUUUGAGUUUUGAAUAUUUGAUUUCACAUUUUACACGUUUUUAUUUUGUUUUUUUGUUUGUCUUUUAUAAUUGGUGAAUAGCAAGAAUGGCGCCCUUGCUGAUUUCCCCCUUCAAGUCCCCAAUAUCAGUGUUUUCGAGAUUGAAAGAUUGGUCUGCACGCAAGCGCAUGCGUGAAGAUACCGCCGUUGCUAAUACACCGAUGCUCGAAGCAUGUCGCCAGUGUUCCAUCAGUGAUGCAGCGGCACUAGGUACUCAUAGUGCCACAUCAUUUUGCACGCCGCGGCCUGGUCACAGCUUGUCCAUAGCCACGCCAGAUAGUGGCAUUCAGAGUCAGCCCACGUCUGCUGUAACCGAUCGUUUAGCAGAAGCAUGCAAUAAGGUCAGCAGUACUCCUAUACCAAUAUGUAAAAGUAACUCGAUUUGUCAGUACCCUCGGAUGAAAAUACGAAGCUCGAUAACAACACGGAAGAAGAGCAUUGAAUUCGAGUUUGACACUGAAUAUACUAUAGGGCAGUUUACGGAACAACUGGCGACUCAGGCUCUCGCAGACAACCCAAGACGGGUGUCCACAGCCUCCAGCAUUUCAGCUGCAGCGCCUUCGGAAGCAACCACCACCACCACCAUCACAAGCGAGGCCUCUUCGAGUACACGGUCAGAUGGGGACUCGUGGUGCCUGAAGUUGUCGGAUUUGGAUACAGCUGACUGCCUGUCGCCCGCGAAGAGUUCGGGUUGGGUUAGGUCGUCUCCCGAUUAUGUAAGGGCUAGAGGCCUUGACGUUGAUUCGGCCAUCGAUUCAAAGGCCGAGGCUUAUUCCGAGUGUUGCGAGAUAGAUCAGGGUUUAGGUAUAGAGCUGUCUGAACACCAAGCGGAGUUUGAGCUUCCACUGCUGACGAGACGGGUUUAUUCGUAUGGAAUACCGAAGCCACAGACUAUGGGUAUCAAGGAUGAAUUUCACCAGAAGGCAAUUCUGGUGUGCAUCGACCAGCUUCAGAAUGAAUGUUCUGACGGUCUGUGCAUCGGGGACAGCGGCACUCCGUCAGCUGUCGGAGGAGGCGACUGCAACACCCCGGCCUCCCACCACAACCUGCGGAACCACUCCUUCCAUGACCUCCAUCGGUGUGACAAGUGCGGACGCUUUCUGAGAGGCUUCAUCCAUCAGGGACAGUUUUGCCAGGACUGUGGUUUAAUCGCCCACCGCACUUGUGCUGCCACGGGGCUACCUCCUUGUGUAAGACAAUCCUCCAAGUACUUCCGGCGUAUCUUGCUCUCCUCCGUGUUUGGGUUGAGUCUCUGCACCCAGUUUAAUCCUAAGGACAGUCCUGCCCCACUCUUGCUCGUACGGUGUUGCCAAGAUAUCGUUUUCCGUGCAAAGAGUGAUCUUCACCAAGAUUCAUAUCGCCUGUAUCGCACACCGCCCCAGCAGGAAACUCUUGCUCGACUUCGUCAGGAAUGUGAUGAAGAUAUGUGCAAUGUUGACCUAAGUGCAUACGAACCCCACGUAAUUGCGUACCUGAUAAAGCGGUAUCUCCGUGAACUCCCUGACCCAGUGAUUCCAGAAUCAUUUUAUGAUCGCUUUAUUGAAGCAGCACGAAUUCAAAAUGAUGACCAGUGUGCAAAAUGCAUGACACAGUUGAUCAAGGAACUCAACCCACACCAUUCUUACACCCUACAGUUUUUGAUGAACCACUUCCUCCAGUUGUGUCAGCUCCAGGUAGCACGUGGUAUCUUGGACCCUCCAACUCUUCUUAUCCAGUCUCUAUGCCAUGUACUUCUCAGGCCACCUUGGGAAAAGAUUGUGGAGUUGGCCCGUAACACAGAGGCGCACAUGCGAAUUGUUGAUAUCCUUUUGUUGAAGGUGGAUUGGGGGGAGAGAGUACCAGUGUUCGCAGAUCCUCCAGCUUUGCCUCCUCGUCCAAGGAUAUCUCACAGCAUGGGAGAAGAGGGUGGAAGUCCUCCAUCUCCACCCACUGGCAGUAGCUUAGGCAUGCUUCCUGUUGGCACUGGACACUCAAACAUCCCAUCUACUGCACCAAAAUCUCUACAGGAUGCAGAAUGGUACUGGGGUACCAUAACAAGGGAAAAUGUGAAUGUACUCAUGAAGGACAGCAAGGAUGGCACAUUCUUGGUUCGAGAUGCAUCCACUGGAAACAAUGAAUACACACUUACUCUUAGGAAAGGAGGCUGCAACAAGCUCAUUAAAAUUUGCCAUCGCAGUGGAAAGUUUGGUUUCACGGAACCCUACAGUUUCAAUUCUGUUGUGGAAUUGGUUGAGAAUUUCCGCCAGCAAGACCUUAGUCAGUUCAAUAAGGCACUUGAUAUCAAGCUGCUCCACCCAGUUAGUCGCUUCCACUGUGAAGAAGCUGAGGGAGCAAGAAUGAGAGUGGAAGACAUUCUUGGACGACUUUCAGACCUCAACAAGCAGUACCUCUCAAAGACCUCUCAGUACAAUAGUGCAUAUGAGAAGCAGGUGGCUUUAGCACAAAAUAUGCAGAUGAGUCGCCAAGCCCUUGAUAGCUAUGAUGAAACCAUUUUGUGGAUUGAAGACCACCUAAAACUCCAUGAAAAGUUCAGAAUGGAAGCACAGCCCCAUGAAAUUAAUGAUUUGGUGAGCAACAGAAAGGUACUGAUUGACCGACUAGAACAGGUCAAAGAUGCUCGGAAUCAGCAUGACAUUAGCCUCGCUGCAAUAAAGAGAGAUUGCCAAGCAGCUGAACGUCAGUGCACUGGUCUGAAGUUAGAUGUUAUGAAACUUGGGAAGCAGAUGGACAAGCUGAAAAAUCUGCUGCUUUCUCGAGGUCUUUCAGCGGACAUGAUGGACCAGUGGCUUGAACAGGCAGAUCCAACUCAACCCCACCAACCAUCUCCAGAGUUGAGUAAUGAAUCCCUGUGGCGAUAUGAUACUUGCUCUCGUGAAGAAGCUGUAAAUCUUCUGCAAGGCAAGAGUGAUGGCACCUUCCUUAUCAGAACAGCCCAGAAUGGAGGCUAUGCUCUCUCAAUAGCAUGCAACAAGGAAGUGCAGCACUGCAGGAUUCAUCAGGGAGAACAUGGCUAUGGUUUUGCUGAACCGUUUCUCAUCUACCCAAGUCUUCGGGAUUUAGUCUUGCACUAUUCUGAGAACUCCCUCCUUAUGCACAAUGACCUGCUCAACACAACUCUAAAAUAUCCAGCUCGCCUAGCCAGCUAGUGUUUGCAUCAUGUUAAAUAGGGUAUGAACACCCUGUAGGAUAUUAAGAGUAUAAAAAGCUUAAAUAUUGUUAAUACAAUAUAACCAAAUUAAGACAGAGCUGAAAAUAUGCUGAUCCAAUGCCCUGAUUAGGGAAGUUGGGUAUGGGAUUCUGUGAAUGCCACAGCAAAGUUGAAACUCGGCAGAUAAGAGUGGAUCUUUUCUCAGGAAACCAGUGACUGUUGCCAGGAAUGACAUGGAUUGUCUAAGAUAUGCAUUCUGCUGAACAAAAGUGAUGGCUUUUCUUUGCAGAAAUUGCACAACAGGCUCUGGAAUUGGUCAAGUUGCACUUCUGCACAUGUUACAUCAUGGCUGAAGGCCAUUUUGUCCCUCCACGGCCGCCACCAGAUUUUAUUCAGUGCUAUACAGUGCAGUCAAACAGAUUUAAAUUAUUAUUAAGAAGAAUUAUGCAAUGUCAACUGAAUGAAUUUUGGUAGCAAUGUGGAGUUCCAUUUUUUACUCUGUGGUACAAAUUAGUUUCAGGACAAGCAAAGGCAAGUUGUUUUAAGUGACAUUGAUAGGUUGUCAUGUCCUGCAGAGUUUAGUAUUGAGUGAUCAAAGUACGGGUAGUACCCCUAUACAAAGAGGCUACCCAUGCAUAUGUUUUCGUAGUGGCCAAAGACAUUAAUCCAUUUGCAAAUAUUUUGCUGUCAAUGCUUGAUAAACCCCAUAACCUAUAUUGUUUUAAAAAUAGUUGAUAUUUUAAAGAAUAUUAACAUAUAUAGGCUACACAGAAUCUGUUAAUAUUUGAUACAAUGAAAUGUGCUGUGAAGAACUGUUUGCCUCUUUGUUUCCAAAGAUUGUCAAGAUCUCCUAUUCAGAAACAGACAAAUGUGUUGGACACACAAACGUGUGUGACGUGAAGUGACAGACCUAAGAGAAGUUGCUGCAUUCCAGUUAUGACUGAACUGAGGACGUUCUGAAAGACCAUAUAGUGACUCUUGAUUCAGGCGUUAAAAAAAUUUCAUGUGUGAUAUAAUCAUUAAUAAUGGAAAAAAAAUAAAUGAACACGUAAGUGCUCUAGCUAGAGAUGAUGACUUGGAACAGAGGGGUAGCCAAGUCAACUCUAGUCCCUAGUAACCCUUAGCCACACACUACAUAGUCUUUAACUUCAUCAUUAAAGUUUCAUCUCAUUAUUAUAUUUUUAAGGCUAGAGUUUCAUACAUUAUAUUGUUUGUAUCAUUGAAAUAUACUAUGUUGAAUUUAUUGUACUUAUUUUUAUUUUAUUUUUUUUCUUGUGUGUAUGUUCAGAAAUGUAGAUAUGAAUGCAUUUGCAUGUUGCUGUGUGAUUGUGUACAGGUGUGCAUGUGUGUAUAUUUUUUUCUACACCUCAUUAUAUUUAUGAACCCUUCCACUAAAUAAUAAAAUGUUGAUGGGUCAGCCAUGGACUAGUAAAUAUGUGAGCUUUGGUCACUGAAAUUUAUGAAUCUGAUCUGCAUUAGUGCUAGUCUUCAAAAGAUUUUUUUUUUCUUCUUUUUUUUAAUGUUGUUAUUGUACAACAAACUACAUAGAUUGAAUUGUCAUUAUAUGAAGCUUUGUAUUUCUCACUAAGCAGUGAAAGAUGGCUGAUUUUUCAUAUUCACUUAGUCACCUCUCCUCCUCAUUACAUGGUGAAUAACCUGGUGUUGAUAAUGGCAGAUGCCAAAUUGAGAAGUGGAUAAAGUCAUUGAUGUUGUAUGCCAUAUGUCCGGUGAUUUGGGUUAUAACAUGUUAAUGAGGUGAAGUCAGGUGGCUGCACAAUGUGAUAUUGUGGUGUGUGGCUUUGGGCAGUUGUGUGCCGAGGCAGGUAGUCAUGACUUGGCCACACAGCCACUACCCCGACCUGUCGCUUGUCACUUUUCCCUCCCAUGCUACGCAGGGAAAUAAAGUCUCAAUAAAGUGCUCUUUGGUCA
Penaeus chinensis is the source of this 5307-nucleotide messenger RNA. RefSeq names its product phosphatidylinositol 3-kinase regulatory subunit gamma-like (gene Pi3K21B). Gene Ontology annotation, molecular function: protein binding; GTPase activator activity. Bases 278 to 3376 code for a protein of 1032 amino acids. The record is from RefSeq and is a predicted model, not a curated record. Lineage: Eukaryota; Metazoa; Arthropoda; Malacostraca; Decapoda; Penaeidae. The transcript has 9 exons. Gene Ontology annotation, biological process: signal transduction; regulation of GTPase activity.